UAAUUAAGUAGGGCCGCAACCUCCGACUGUCCAAUCUUUUGGGUAGUAUAUUUGAGCAAUUAUCAAUCCGCUUUAUCUUGGCUCCGUCGCUCCCUUCCCUUUCCCCAGUAAUAUCAAUCGCGAUGGCUAGAAGGGCGGCUUAUGUGACUCUACUCACAGCAACCAGCUAUUUACCUGGCGUUCUGGUGCUCGAUUGUACCCUUAGAUCUGUGGAAUCUGCGUUCCCUCUUAUUGUCAUGGUCACUCCUACGCUACCCCAAGAUGUUCGGAGUGUUCUGGAGCGAAGGGGAAUUUCCAUUAGGCCUGUUGAAUCGCUGCGCCCUCCAGAGGGAAAGCAUUCACUUUCAACGCAUGACGCAAGAUUCGCUGAUACAUGGACGAAGCUGAGGGCAUUUGAACUGAAGGAAUAUGAACGCGUCGUCCUCAUGGAUGCCGAUAUGAUUGUGAUGCGCAAUAUGGACGAAUUAUUUGACAUCGAUCUCCCAAACAACUGGAUAGCUGCUGCGCAUGUGUGUGCUUGUAACCCACGCAAACUGCCCCACUAUCCUGCUGAUUGGGUUCCCGAGAAUUGCGCAUAUACUCCGUUGAUCCACCCCUCUGGUUUGACUACUCCAGUGCUCAUUACAGAAGCAAGCCCGCGUCCCCACACUCAGCUAAACUCCGGCAUCGUGGUUCUCAAUCCGUCCCUAGCUCUUGCAGAAACUGUCCGCAACCACCUUUACACUUCACCUCUAGUGCCAACUUGGUCAUUCCCAGACCAAGACCUCCUGUCAGAUUUAUUUAGAGGAAAGUGGAAACCUCUUCCAUGGUGUUACAAUGCACUCAAGACAUUGAUGUUAAUUCACAAACCGCUGUGGAGAGACGAGGAGAUCAGAUGCCUUCACUACAUUUUGGCUGACAAGCCUUGGCAAACCAGGGUAUCUGAAGAUGAUACGGGAGAGUACGCAAAGAGUCACAGGUGGUGGUGGCAGAGGCUAGAUCAACUCGGCCAAGAGAUGAAAGGGGAACCAGAGGACUGGAAGCUGGUGCUGGCGAACGUUGCACAGUAACAAUACAAACAGAUACUGACGAUAUUUUAAUGUAGAAUAAGUGGGGGUUCACACGUUCAGGGUCGCCAUGCGACAUGCACUUCAUCGGUCCGGAAUCUUGAAUACAAAAAUUACUUUCUGCAAGACGACUCCAUAAUAUUGA
Suillus plorans is the source of this 1191-nucleotide messenger RNA. RefSeq names its product glycosyltransferase family 8 protein. The transcript is spliced from 4 exons. NCBI's taxonomy places the organism in Eukaryota, Fungi, Basidiomycota, Agaricomycetes, Boletales, Suillaceae. The coding region runs from base 123 to 1049 and encodes 308 amino acids. The record is from RefSeq and is a predicted model, not a curated record. Gene Ontology annotation, molecular function: glycosyltransferase activity.